This is a messenger RNA of Aphanomyces astaci, 3480 nucleotides long. RefSeq lists its product as hypothetical. NCBI's taxonomy places the organism in Eukaryota, Oomycota, Saprolegniomycetes, Saprolegniales, Verrucalvaceae. The coding region runs from base 2509 to 3024 and encodes 171 amino acids. The record is from RefSeq and is a predicted model, not a curated record. The transcript has a single exon.
GGGAACUGCAUGAUAAAAUCGUGGGCGUGGGCUAGCUUGGCCGCGGCUUGAAUCUCGUCGAUCGACGCCCCUGGUUUGCCCAUGCAAAUGUUGUCUAGAACGGACCCGGAGAAGAGCACAGGUUCCUGCCCGACGAUGGCGAUGUGAUGGCGAAGGGACUGCACAUUGAGAGUCGUGUCCGUCCAAGCGCACGACGCCGGCGGAAGGAUCGUAGAACCGUUGGAUUAAACUCAUGGCGGUGCUUUUGCCGCUGCCACUGGCCCCCACGAGUGCAAGUGUGUGACCGCUCAGAAUCGUCAAGUUGUAGUUGCUGUACACGGUAUUGUCCGGUCGACGAGGGUAGUAAAAAUCGACCAAUUCCAGCUCGACGUGUCCCUUUACGUGCUCCAACACAAGUCCAGUUGCCGAGUCCGAACUGUCGAUGGUUGGCUGGCGAUCCAGGAUGCCAAAGAGGCGGUUUGUGGCCAUCGCUGCCGCCCCCGCGUCCCCCAAGCCUUGCGCCGCUUUCCCCAGCCCAAAUGAACAAAACAGGAUCGGGUUGAAUACUAUAUACACGCUGUGAAAGUCCAACCCGUUGUUCAGGACCAACCAUCCGCCAUAGUACAAGAUGCCGGCCAUGGCGUACAGCGUCAGUGCCUGGGAUGCCGAGUACGCAAUACCACCGACGAGGCCAGCUACCUGAUCCGUCUUGGCACUGGCUUGGAGGUGGUCAAGGUACCGCUGAUCCAUGAAUGUUUGCAGAUUUAAGGACGCCACCGAGCGAAUCGAGUGGAGGGCUUCGCUUAGAAUCGCGCCGGCUUGCACAUCGCCGUCGUUGGUGUUCUUCGUGGCUUGCGCCGUGAGCAUCCGCACCUGUAAGCCGUACGCGGCGCCCAUGACUGGAAUGACCGCCACAAACACCAGCGCCAGUUGCCAGCUGUAGUAAAAGGCCACCGCAAACGCCACCGCGACCGCUGCUACGUUCAUCAGCAUCGCAUUCAACGAUUCGGCAGUCAUGGAUCGAAUUGAGGCGGCGUCGGACGCCAGUCGUGUCGAGAGGGCGCCGGGGGCGUUCGCUGGCAUGUCAAACCAUGUCAUGUCCUGGUGCAACAUGGCCACGAAACACUUGUGGCGUACACGACCAGUGAGGCGCUCGCACACAAUGGCAAACUGGUAAUUUUGCACUGUCGCAGCUCCAAACGCGAUAACGCCGAGGACGACGAGCCCUACGGACCACAUCAAGGCCUCGUCGCGCAUGCCGUGAGACCCGAGGUUGACUUGGAAGAACACCAUCAUGCUCUUGGUCAAGAGCACCCCCCAAAGUGGGUACAUCGCCCCGUGCACCAACGCCCCCAAGCUUCCAAGCACCAAGUGGAACGAUUCGGGGGAACUGUAGGCCCACAGCCGAGACAUGGAGACUUGUGGUGCAUCGAUUAUACCCACAGACUCUACUUGGGUAUCGAUUUGUAUUGGUUGUGCUCCCCCCACCACGGUCGCUUGGGGCGUGAUAUCGUCCACACGCUCAUCGUCCGAGUUGCUGUCACACUGUAAUUGAGCGUCGACCAGUUCUUUGUAGUACCCAUGGUCAAUGGCUAACAGACUCUCGUGCGUGCCAUCUUCAACGAUGGUUCCCUGACUUAGCACCACGAUGCGAUCGGCGUGGCGGAUUGUGGACAAGCGGUGGGCUACGAUGAUGGUGGUGCGCUGUCUCGUGUCGACGAGGCGAUCGAGUGAGCUUUGCACCACGCGUUCACUCUCCACGUCUAAUUCACUGGUGGCUUCAUCCAAGAGUAGCACUGCGGGGUUCUUGACGAUGGCGCGGGCGAUGGCAAUUCGUUGCUUCUGCCCCCCAGACAGCUGCGCCCCUUGUCCCCCCACCUCUGUGUCAAAGCCCCCUGCAAACGCCAUGAUAAACUCGUACGCGUUGGCCUGUUUGGCGGCGUCGAUAAUUUCGGCCAUGGUAGCAUUCGGUUUUCCAUGUCGAAUGUUGUCUGCAAUGGAGCCCGUGAACAAAGUUGGUUCUUGCCCCACGAGGCCUACGUGACUUCGCAGCCAUUGAACGUCCAGUGACUUGAGGUCGUGGCCGUCCAACGUCAGCGAACCUUGUUGUGGGUCGUAAAAGCGCUGGACCAGAGACACGAUCGUACUCUUGCCGCUGCCACUACCCCCCACGAGAGCAACCUUUUGACCAGCUGGGAUCGUCAAUGAAUAGCCAGCACACACGGGUACAUGUGGUCGGGAUGGAUACGCAAACUGCACCGCGUGCAAGCCAAUGUGUCCUUCCAAGUGGUCCAGAAAUCUGGGGGGCACUUCACGAACCAUUGGACGCAUGAGUUGAAACAUGUCGCUGGUAGUCGCUUUGGCUGUGGCGAUGGCUUGGAGGCAAGGGCAGGCUUGUCCCAAAGCCAUCGCGCCGAUCGACACGGCAAAGAAGGCCGUAAUGAAUUCCCCCCGGACAAACAAUUGGUUGUGCAUAAUGGAUCGUUGGUGUCGAAGCGAUCGUUUGUGACGAGCACAGUGCCGUAAUACAUGGCCACCGCAUACGUGACCAGCGUGAUUAAGUGCACGCCGCCCGUGCCUAUGCCAACCGCCAGCCCUUUUUCAAUACCAGCGACUUCGGCGCAGCGCACAGCUGCUUUGUAUUUGUCGGCCAUGAACGCCAUGGCAUUGAGCAUUUGCACCGUUUUGAUGUUGGUCAAACUCUCUUCGACUACCCCCCCCCGCUUGGGCGUACGAGGCCACCCCGCUUUGGGACGCGGCCGAGAUCGCUCGAGUCAUUCGAAUCGCGCUGAGCCCAAUCAAGGGCGUGAAAGCCACCAUGACCAGCGCAAUUUUCCAGCUGUACGAGAACGCGAUGGCAAACCCUGCGAUGGCCAUGGCCACAAAGUUGAUGCAUUCGCCGACUUUACGCCCCAUUCCGUCUUGAACCACAAGAGUCGCGUCCGCCACCUGCGUGGUCAAGUCGUGGGGUUGUGCAGGUCAAACCAUCCAAUGUCUUGGCGCAACAGGGCGCAAGCAUACGCAUGCCGAAUGCGCUUGGCUUGACGUGAGGCACUGAUGCUCCACAACGCAAUCUGACCGAACCCCCCGACGAGCUCUACCGUUCCCAACGCAAUGCCUUGGUACACAACGUAGUUGAUGCUUUGAUGGAACGCGUCGGGGUCGACUACGUGGCCGCCCAGGGACGCGCUAAACGAUGUGACAGCGUCCCCAAAAAAGAUCAUUUGCAAAGGCAAACUCACGCCCGUGGCCAUGGCGGCAAUCGAGCCCAAAAUCAUGAGCACAUAGUCCACGGUGUCGGCAUACUGGAAGAGCUGGGCGAAUGUCACAGGUAGGGCAGAGGCUUCGAGUGGGGUGUCCAGCUUGUGCUGGGAUGAUGUGGGGGUCUCCACUGAAACAAACAAGUCGUGCAUGCUAUGUUCGUCUCGACAAUAGGAAAAUGACGACUGGUAUAUCGUACCGUUAGUUUCGGUGCCAUGAUACUAGUAUUGGUGCAUCGAC